Molecule: messenger RNA, 2392 nt
Organism: Mangifera indica (mango)
Lineage: Eukaryota; Viridiplantae; Streptophyta; Magnoliopsida; Sapindales; Anacardiaceae
Product: 26S rRNA (cytosine-C(5))-methyltransferase NOP2B-like
Exons: 18
Coding region: 219-2033 (604 amino acids)
Biological process (GO): rRNA base methylation; maturation of LSU-rRNA
Cellular component (GO): nucleolus
Molecular function (GO): RNA binding; rRNA (cytosine-C5-)-methyltransferase activity
Source: RefSeq, a predicted model, not a curated record
UUCGUGCUGUCUUCUUCCAGUUCCUCUUCCUUUCCUCUGAUAAACCCUAAACCCCUGCAGACCACGUGGAAGAAGAAGACUUUUUGCACGCACUUGAACCAAAAACCAAUAACUUCUGUCUUGGUUUAUGCAGCUUUAAUGGCAACUGCGGCCCUUAGUAAGAAAAAGGGACCAAAGCACAGAAGCCCCCACCAAAAAAGAAGCAAAAGAAGAAUGAUAUGCUUGCUGCAAAACGUUCCAAGAAGGAAGAUAUUUCGGAUGAUUCUGAUUCUGACAUUUCAAAUGAGGAAGUAAAAGACCCUCGAGAAUUUGAAGAGGAAGAGCAAGAAUCUGAUUCUGAUGCUGAUUCAGAAUUAUUUUCAGAUGGAGAUGAUCCCCUUGCUGAUGAUUUCCUUCAAGGAAGUGAAGAUGAAGACAAAGCUUCGGCUUCAGGUUCUGACUCUGGCUCUGAUUCAAAUUCAGAUUCAGAUGAUGAAUCUGAUAUUGAAAAGAAGUCAAGAGCUAUUGAUGAAGCUCGAGCAAGGGAAGAAAAAGAGGCUCUUGAAGAAAUGCAGCUCAACAUUAAAGAAGAGUCUGAUGAAUUUACACUGCCAACAAAGGAGGAACUUGAGGAAGAAAAACAGCGACCUCCUGAUCUUUCAAGUCUUCAAAGAAGGAUUAAAGAGAUUGUUCGAGUGCUUUCAAAUUUUAACGACUUGUGUCAAAAGGGAAGAACAAGGAAAGAAUACAUACAACAGCUGAAACUGGAUUUGGCUUCAUACUAUGGUUAUAAUGAGUUCCUUAUUGGGGUUUUAGUGGAGAUGUUUCCACCAGUUGAACUUAUGGAACUUAUUGAAGCAUUUGAAAAGCCUCGACCUAUAUGCCUAAGAACUAACACUUUGAAGACUCGGAGACGAGACUUGGCUGAUGUUCUCAUCAACAGAGGAGUAAAUUUAGACCCCUUAAGCAAGUGGUCAAAAUUAGGGUUGGUAGUAUAUGAUUCUCAAGUUCCAAUUGGUGCAACUCCUGAAUAUAUGGCUGGUUAUUACAUGCUACAAAGUGCAAGCUCUUUUCUGCCAGUAAUGGCUCUUGCACCUCAAGAAAAUGAGCGAGUCGUUGAUAUGGCUGCUGCACCUGGUGGUAAAACAACUUACAUUGCCGCCCUUAUGAAAAAUACCAGACUAAUCUAUGCAAAUGAGAUGAAGGAAACAAGGCUUAAGUCUCUUACUGCAAAUUUGCAUCGUAUGGGGGUGACAAACACUAUAGUUUGCAACUAUGAUGGAAAGGAGUUGCCCAAGGUUUUGGGUGUGAACUCAGUUGAUAGAGUAUUGCUGGAUGCUCCUUGUAGUGGGACUGGGGUCAUAUCUAAGGAUGAAUCCGUUAAAACUUCUAAAAGCGUUGACGAUAUUCAGAAAAUUUCCCAUUUGCAGAAGCAAUUAAUACUUGCUGCAAUUGACAUGGUGGAUGCUAAUUCCAAAUCGGGGGGAUAUAUUGUUUACUCCACUUGCUCCAUCAUGGUUCCUGAGAAUGAAGCAGUUGUUGACUAUGCACUCAAAAAGAGGGAUGUCAAACUUGUACCUUGUGGACUCGACUUUGGACGGCCAGGAUUUGUUAGCUUUAGGGAGCACCGAUUUCAUCCAUCAUUGGAAAAGACAAGGCGACUUUAUCCUCAUGUUCACAAUAUGGAUGGAUUUUUUGUAGCGAAGUUGAAGAAGAUGAGCGAUGCUAAAGCAACUUCAGUUGCUUCGGAAACUGCAGAAUCAGUUGAACAAGCUCCCACUUCAAAUGAGAACGAUGGUGAAAAGGAGACUGAACGGUCUGUGAAAGAAGAAGGCACUAGAGAAGCUAAAGGCAAUAAAGAAGCUAAGGAUGCAAAGCAAAAGAAGCGUAGUUCAGUUGAAAAUGGAAAUGUAGUUUCUGAAUCCAGUCCACAAAAAAGAAAGAAAAGAAAAUUCCCAUCUCGAGAGGAAAUAUCGAAAGCCAGAGAAGAGAAGAGAAAAGCAUUGAGGAGAAAGAAGACCAGUGCAGGCAAGGUGGGUAGUAGUAGCAAAUGAUCAGCUGAUGAUAACACAGGAUGGUGUUUGUGAUCAGUAAUGCUGUGAUUCAUUUUCACUGGGAGGGAGCAACGAACAGCCUUGACGAGAACAUGAUAUAUAUGAUGGCAGCCAAGCACAUAAGCAUCUAGCUACAUGAUCAAACCGUAUUCAAUCAAAAGCUCAAGAUUUUGUAAGCCUUGCUGCAAAGUGCUCAGUUUUUUUUCUUACGUUCUGAGUGGAAGAAAAGUUCAAAUCUUUUUGGCUGUGGAAGUCCAAAAAAGUUGUGUUCUUAGUGUCAUAAUUCAACAGCGUUGUUUAUAAUACGGUCAAAUUUUGUGUAUCUAUUUUGAAUAUCUAAUUAAAUAUUUAAUUAAUAA